AUGCCUCAAUUCACAAAGCCUCGCACGCUUGCUGUACCGGUCAAGACUCCGCAGGGUCACUUCUUCUUUGCUGGACACACCAUUGAGCGUGUCAAGUGGUGGAGUUCUGGCCCAAUGAGGAAGCUCUACUUCUUGCUUGUCGUCAUGAUCAUGACCAACACCGCCAAUGAUUUUGAUCGCUCCAUGAUGAACGGUCUUCAAAGUCUCUCAUACUGGCAGGAAUCCUUUAAUCACCCCUCUGGCUCCAUUCUCGGCCUUUUCAACGCCUCCAUGAGUCUUGGUUCGCUGAUCGGCCUUUUCUUCGUGGCCUACACCAUCGACUUGCUCGGUCGUCGCGCCGGUGUUCUCAUCGGAUCAGUAAUCAUGUGUCUCGGUGUUGGUCUCCAGACAGGCGCCGCCAACUUUGGAAUGUUCGUUGCCAGCAGGCUUCUGAUUGGAUUUGGCGACUGUAUUGUUCUUGGAUCUGCUCCUCUUCAUAUCACUGAGCUUGCGCCACCACAAGACCGUGCGGUUCUGGUCACUCUUUUUGGUGCUUCAUAUCACUCUGGCGCUUUCAUCGCAAGUUGGGUGACAUAUGCGACUCUGAAGAUUCCUAGUGACGAGUCCUGGCGUCUACCCUCUUUGCUUCAAUGCACUUUCUUUAUCAUCAUCUCCAUCGCCAUCUUAUUCACACCCGAGUCCCCUCGUUGGCUCAUCAGUAAGGGCCGAUCCGAGGAAGCAUUGGACAUCAUUGCCAAGUAUCACUCGGUCAAUGGCGAUCGCGACGACAAGCUUGUGCAGCUUGAUUACAAUGAGAUCGUUGCAGCCAUCAAGAUGGACCAAGAGGCCAACCGCACUGGCUGGCUCGACCUCGUCAAGACCCCUGGCAACAGAAAAAGAUUGGGCAUCAUCACUGCUAUCGGCUUCUUCUCCCAGGGGUCUGGCAAUGGAAUUAUCUCAUACUAUCUCUCUACUAUCAUGAAAGAUAUCGGCAUCACUUCUGCAAAGACUCAGCUCGGCAUCAACGGUAGCAUGAAGUCAACUUCCCUCGUCACCAACAUGGGUAUGUCCUUCUUCGCAGACAAGAUGGGUCGUCGCCCAAUGUUCCUGAUCUCAACCAUCGGUACUUUCUUCGUCUUCAACAUUGCGACUAUCUUGGCAGCGCGUUAUGCUGCCACACCUCACUCUUCUAUUGGUGCCGCAUUCGUUGCGAUGCUGUUUGUCUAUGGCUUCUUCUACGACUUCAAGAACGGCCUCAUGGCUACAUACACGACUGAGAUCAUGCCAUAUGGUCUUCGUGCUAAGGGCUUCACCUGGCUCAACUUCUGCGUCACGCUUUCCCUGUUCUUCAAUCAAUACAUAAACGCAAUCGCACUUAAGGCACUCAAGUGGAAGUACUACAUCUGCUACUGCGUCUUCCUCGCCUUUGAAGUCCUUGUCAUCUACCUCUUCCUCGUCGAAACUCGCUACACUCCUCUUGAGGAAAUUGCAAAGUACUUCGACGGCGAAGAAAGGACUCUUGAUGUCGCUGCUGUUGCGAACGAGCAAGUCAAGCAUGAUGCUGAUGAAGAGAUCAAAGAGAAGGGGUUGACUGUACAGCAAGUUGAAAUUGUUGAGAAGGUUUGA
Molecule: messenger RNA, 1605 nt
Organism: Aureobasidium pullulans EXF-150
Lineage: Eukaryota; Fungi; Ascomycota; Dothideomycetes; Dothideales; Saccotheciaceae
Product: putative hexose transporter
Exons: 5
Coding region: 1-1605 (534 amino acids)
Biological process (GO): carbohydrate transport; transmembrane transport
Cellular component (GO): membrane
Molecular function (GO): carbohydrate:proton symporter activity
Source: RefSeq, a predicted model, not a curated record